CUUGCCCUCGCAUUUACUCCUCCUCCCUCAUUUUCUCUCUCCUCUGUCCUCAUCUUCGUUCAUGGAGAACCAGAGGAGCCAUGGCCAUGAGCAACCAGCGAGCUCCGUGAGAAGAAGCUUGAAGCGAAAGCUGGAGGAAGAUUUGGAAGAAAAUCGCAAGAUCGUAUCUAUAUCUCUCGAAGAUCACCAAGAUCUCAGUCGUGAGGUUCUUGCUCAGGUGGAGGUUCUAGACUCUACUUUUUCUUCGAUUGAAGCAGAUCGUGCCUCCGCCAAGCGCGCUAUCCAUGUUCUAUCUGAACUAGCGAAGAACGAGGAAAUUGUGAACGUGAUUGUUGAUUGCGGGGCAGUUCCGGUACUGGUGCGGCAUCUUCAGGCGCCGCCGCCGUUGAGAGAAGGAGACACUGGUCCGAAACCAUACGAGCAUGAGAUUGAGAAAGGAAGCGCCUUCACGCUUGGACUUCUCGCCAUCAAACCUGACCAUCAACAAAUCAUAGUUGAUGCCGGAGCUCUACCCCGUCUCGUGGAUCUUCUGAAGAGGCACAGGGAUGGUCAAAACUCUCGAGCAGUUAAUGGUGUUAUAAGGAGGGCGGCUGAUGCAAUCACUAACCUUGCUCAUGAGAAUAGCAGCAUUAAAACUCGUGUUAGGAUUGAAGGUGGUAUACCUCCCCUUGUUGAAUUGCUUGACUUUGUUGAUACAAAGGUGCAGAGAGCAGCUGCAGGGGCCCUGCGAACUCUUGCCUUUAAGAAUGAUGAAAACAAAAACCAGAUUGUAGAAUGCAAUGCUCUACCUACUCUUAUUCUUAUGCUUCGAUCUGAGGAUGCUGCCAUACACUAUGAAGCGGUUGGUGUGAUUGGGAAUUUGGUCCAUUCAUCCCCAAAUAUUAAGAAAGAAGUUCUUGUUUCUGGAGCUUUACAACCUGUCAUUGGAUUACUUAGUUCCUGCUGUUCAGAGAGUCAAAGGGAAGCCGCUCUGCUACUUGGGCAAUUUGCUGCCACAGAUUCAGAUUGCAAGGUGCACAUUGUCCAAAGAGGUGCUGUUCAGCCAUUGAUUGAGAUGCUUCAGUCUCCAGAUGCGCAGCUAAGGGAAAUGGCAGCUUUUGCAUUGGGGAGGUUGGCACAGGACACACACAACCAAGCUGGUAUUGCUCAUAGUGGUGGAGUAAUUCCACUACUGAAGCUUCUUGAUUCAAAAAAUGGAUCCCUGCAGCAUAAUGCUGCAUUUGCUCUUUAUGGUCUUGCAGAUAAUGAGGAUAAUGUUGCAGAUCUUAUUAGGAUUGGAGGUGUUCAGAAACUUCAGGAUGGAGAGUUCAUUGUCCAACCAACUAGAGAUUGUGUAGCCAAGACAUUGAAAAGACUAGAGGAGAAGAUUCAUGGAAGAGUUUUGAGCCAUUUAUUGUACUUGAUGCGAGUUGCAGAGAAGGUUGUUCAAAGACGAGUUGCUUUGGCUCUUGCGCAUCUUUGUUUGCUCGAUGAUCAGAAAACAGUUUUUAUCGAUAGCAAUGGACUAGAGUUGCUUUUGGAGCUUCUGGAGUCAACAAACUUGAAGCACCAACGAGAUGGUUCAGUAGCUUUGUACAAGUUAGCUAACAAAGCGAGCUCGCUUUCCCCUGUUGACGCAGCUCCUCCAUCCCCAGUUCCUCAAAGUCAAAGGGAAGCCGCUCUGCUACUUGGGCAAUUUGCUGCCACAGAUUCAGAUUGCAAGGUGCACAUUGUCCAAAGAGGUGCUGUUCAGCCAUUGAUUGAGAUGCUUCAGUCUCCAGAUGCGCAGCUAAGGGAAAUGGCAGCUUUUGCAUUGGGGAGGUUGGCACAGGACACACACAACCAAGCUGGUAUUGCUCAUAGUGGUGGAGUAAUUCCACUACUGAAGCUUCUUGAUUCAAAAAAUGGAUCCCUGCAGCAUAAUGCUGCAUUUGCUCUUUAUGGUCUUGCAGAUAAUGAGGAUAAUGUUGCAGAUCUUAUUAGGAUUGGAGGUGUUCAGAAACUUCAGGAUGGAGAGUUCAUUGUCCAACCAACUAGAGAUUGUGUAGCCAAGACAUUGAAAAGACUAGAGGAGAAGAUUCAUGGAAGAGUUUUGAGCCAUUUAUUGUACUUGAUGCGAGUUGCAGAGAAGGUUGUUCAAAGACGAGUUGCUUUGGCUCUUGCGCAUCUUUGUUUGCUCGAUGAUCAGAAAACAGUUUUUAUCGAUAGCAAUGGACUAGAGUUGCUUUUGGAGCUUCUGGAGUCAACAAACUUGAAGCACCAACGAGAUGGUUCAGUAGCUUUGUACAAGUUAGCUAACAAAGCGAGCUCGCUUUCCCCUGUUGACGCAGCUCCUCCAUCCCCAGUUCCUCAAGUGUAUUUGGGUGAGCAGUUUGUAAACAAUGCCACAUUAUCUGAUGUUACAUUUUUAAUUGAAGGUAAACGUUUCUAUGCUCACAGAAUCUGUCUGCUUGCUUCUUCUGAUGCAUUUCGGGCUAUGUUUGAUGGUGGUUACAGGACAGGCACACAUAUGAAUGUGUAUCUUACCAAUUUCACUUUGUUCUGUGAAAUAUACUUAGAAAAUGACCUGAAAUUGGUCAUUGUUGUGUUUGAAGUGAGAGCUGAGAAGGAUGCCAAAGAUAUCGAGAUUCCAAAUAUCAAAUGGGAUGUUUUUGAGUUGAUGAUGAGAUACAUAUACACAGGAUCUGUAGCUGUCAAUUUGGAUAUUGCACAAGAUCUUCUGAGAGCUGCUGAUCAGUAUCUUCUGGAGGGACUUAAGAGGCUUUGUGAGUAUACCAUUGCAAAGGUGAGUUUUGAAAUCAGUUGGAUGGUGAAUUAUGCCAUGUAUGAGUAUGACGUGCUAAUCUGA
Molecule: messenger RNA, 2827 nt
Organism: Ilex paraguariensis (yerba mate)
Lineage: Eukaryota; Viridiplantae; Streptophyta; Magnoliopsida; Aquifoliales; Aquifoliaceae
Source: the annotation of a GenBank genome assembly